Messenger RNA from Labrus bergylta (ballan wrasse), 1917 nucleotides. It is a transcript of the gene cyp24a1, whose product is annotated as cytochrome P450, family 24, subfamily A, polypeptide 1. Gene Ontology annotation, molecular function: monooxygenase activity; oxidoreductase activity, acting on paired donors, with incorporation or reduction of molecular oxygen; iron ion binding. NCBI's taxonomy places the organism in Eukaryota, Metazoa, Chordata, Actinopteri, Labriformes, Labridae. The record is from RefSeq and is a predicted model, not a curated record. Gene Ontology annotation, biological process: cholesterol metabolic process; glucocorticoid biosynthetic process; C21-steroid hormone biosynthetic process. Gene Ontology annotation, cellular component: mitochondrial inner membrane.
AUAAUAAGAAAGAGCUGCCGCGAAACACAAGAUUACUCCGCAUUAUUUUCAAAACAACUCUACAUAUUUGAGGAUGAGGGCGCAGAUCCAAAAGGUUCCUCAGAUCGUUGAGCUGCUGAAAAAGAAGUCCGUGGGGCUGCAGCACUUCAAACCCACAUCCUCAGUGUGCGUCCUGGAGGAGAAGGAUGCUGUGGAAGCUGCGUGCUGCCCGCACGCUGCCUCCAGAGCGCACAGCCUGGACGCGAUCCCAGGACCCACUAACUGGCCCCUGGUGGGCAGUCUGGUUGAACUUCUGAGGAAAGGAGGUCUGACGAGACAACACGAGGCUCUGGUUGAUUAUCAUAAGAAAUUCGGUAAGAUUUUCCGUUUGAAGCUGGGCUCCUUUGAGUCGGUGCACAUUGGCGCACCUUGCUUGCUGGAGGCGCUCUACAGGAAAGAGGGGAACUACCCUCAGAGGCUGGAGAUCAAACCCUGGACAGCAUACAGAGACAUGAGGGACGAGGCGUACGGACUCCUUAUUCUGGAGGGGGAAGACUGGCAGAGAGUGAGGAGCGCUUUUCAGCAGAAGCUCAUGAAGCCCACAGAGGUCGUGAAGCUCGAUCGCAAGAUAAAUCAGGUGUUGCUAGACUUCGUUGGCAGAAUUGGACAAACGAACGUGGGUGGAAAGAUUGAGGACCUGUACUUCGAACUGAAUAAAUGGUCGUUUGAGACUAUUUGCCUUGUCCUCUACGACAAAAGAUUCGGUCUGCUGCAGGAGAAAGUCAAUGAGGAAGCCAUGAACUUCAUCACAGCCGUGAAAACAAUGAUGAGCACCUUCGGCAUGAUGAUGGUCACACCGGUAGAGCUACACAAGAGCCUCAAAACCAAAACGUGGCAGGACCACACCGAAGCCUGGGACCGCAUUUUCAGCACAGCCAAAGUCUACAUUGACAAGAAGAUGAAGAGAAAUGCCAUCAGAGCUCCUGAUGACUUGAUCGGUGACAUCUUACACAACAGCUGCCUCUCGAAGAAGGAGCUGUAUGCAGCCAUCACAGAGCUACAGAUUGGAGGAGUUGAGACGACUGCCAACAGUAUGCUGUGGGCUAUUUUCAACCUGUCACGUAACCCCGGUGCCCAGAGGAAGUUGCUGGAGGAGAUUAGAGAGGUGGUCCCUCAAGACCAGGACCCAUGUGGGGAGCACAUCAAGAGCAUGCCCUACCUCAAAGCCUGCCUCAAGGAGUCUAUGAGGUUAUCACCAUCAGUCCCAUUCACCAGCAGGACCCUGGACAAAGACACUGUGUUGGGAGAUUAUGCCAUUCCCAAAGGAACAGUUCUGAUGAUAAACAGCCAUGCACUGGGCUCAAACGAGGAGUACUUUGAUGAAGGAAAGCAGUUCAAACCUGAGCGUUGGCUGCGGGAGAACUUCACCAUCAACCCCUUUGCCCACGUUCCCUUCGGCAUCGGAAAGAGGAUGUGCAUCGGCCGGCGGCUGGCAGAGCUGCAGCUGCAGUUGGCCAUGUGCUGGUUGGUCAGAGACUAUGAGAUCGUGGCGACAGAUAAUGAGCCCCUCGACGUGAUCCAUUCAGGACUUUUGGUUCCCAACAGAGAGCUGCCUGUUGCCUUCAUCAAGAGAUGAGGAUCCAUAUUCACUUCUUCUUCUAGUGACAGAAAAAUGAUACCUCUGUUGCCAUGGCGCUGACGAUCCAGUGACUCCUAGUAUUGCUGCUCUGUAAAUAGAAAAAAAACAAACACAGAAAUUAUUAUACAUGUAAUGUAUAUACAAUUCAUGCCAUGAAUACCUCAAACUUAUUUAAAAAACUAUUAUGACUGUUAUGACUGACCAUAAUACCAGUUGUUAUGUAUAAAUUUGAAUGGUGGACCAAGGCAGCUGUCCUCUAACCUUAAUGCAAUUUCUUUACCUCAGAUGUGUUUGUAAAG